UCUCUUUCGACCUUUCUUUAAUAAAUGGAAAACACAGCCAAUGGCAAACGCGCUAACAGCCCCUUUAUAUACCGCUGCGUCCCCACACUUCCAUCUCAUCCAUUCCGUUUCUUCAAUCUCGUCCCGAAAACCCGAAAAGAAAGACAGCGAUCCCUACCGCUUUCCGCUUCUCUCUCCUCCUUUCUCAAGAGUUUCCUGUUGACCAGUUUUGAUUCAGAUAUCCUUCUCCAUACGAGUGCGUUAUCUAUGGAACAUAACUCCUUUGAGCCUGAGCUACACUUCGAAUCUACUGGAGAUGUUUCUUUUCCCCAGAAAUGGAAAUCUAUGUCAGCCCCAACAACAGACACAGUCAAUGAAGAUGGCUGCUUUGGCUGUAACAUUUGCUUAGAGCCAGCACAAGAACCUGUGGUCACCCUCUGCGGUCACUUGUACUGCUGGCCUUGCAUUUACAAGUGGAUUAAUGUACAAAUCUCCUCAGACGAACCAGAGCAUCAACAACCGAAAUGCCCUGUUUGUAAAGCUAACAUAUCACAGAAUUUGUUGGUCCCCCUCUAUGGUCGUGGCACAUCCUCUUCCGAUUCCAAUGUCAAGAAAUCCAAUUUGGGUCCUGUCAUUCCCCGCCGGCCACCUCCUUGUGGGUUGCACAACCUCAUUUCUUCGACGCAACAACGUCCAAAUGGAUCAGCUUAUAUUGGGGAUACAGCAAUGGUUAAUCCGGCUAUUGGGAUGUUUGGAAUUGGGGAGAGGGUCUAUGCGAGGAUUUUUGGGAGCACAAAUACAAGCUUGUACGCCUGCCCUCUCACAGAGAUUAGCAGCCCCAGGAUGAGAAGGCAGGAAAUGAAGUUUGACAAGUCUCUUAACAGAGUCUCCAUUUUUCUGUUCUGUUGCAUUAUCUUGUGUCUUCUCCUUUUCUGAUCAUGUUCCUUUCUGGGGUUCACUUUUGUAUAGUUCUGGGUGGAAUUAUGAAAUUUUAGUACAUAAGAGUAGAAGAAGAUAUACAUGAUCCUCGUAUAGAUUUUGCAACAAUACCACUUGUCAUAAUUUUUUUUGGGUGUGUACAUAAUUUGAUAUUUUUUGGUUGGAUUUAUGAUAAGUUCUUGAUAUUGAUGUUA
This is a messenger RNA of Juglans microcarpa x Juglans regia, 1112 nucleotides long. RefSeq names its product E3 ubiquitin-protein ligase RMA3-like. Gene Ontology annotation, cellular component: endoplasmic reticulum. The record is from RefSeq and is a predicted model, not a curated record. The coding region runs from base 25 to 915 and encodes 296 amino acids. NCBI's taxonomy places the organism in Eukaryota, Viridiplantae, Streptophyta, Magnoliopsida, Fagales, Juglandaceae. Gene Ontology annotation, molecular function: ubiquitin protein ligase activity; ubiquitin-like protein conjugating enzyme binding; metal ion binding. Gene Ontology annotation, biological process: ubiquitin-dependent protein catabolic process. The transcript has 2 exons.